AUGGCCGAUGAGGAGGAUCCCUCUGAUCUCUUCGCCGUUCCCGAUUUCUGGCGACCUUCGAACUGGCUUGACAACGCUGUCGGCGACAACACUGUUCACAGCCCUCUAUUUGUCUUUAAGGGACCGAGCUCCGGAGGCCGAGCGGCGUCCGAUAGCCUCAUAGAUACCGCCGAUGUUCGGGGUUUGGGAUCUCAGGCUGACGGUGGAGAUGCCUUCUUCAAGCUACCAUCGCUUCUGAAGGAACUGGCCGACCAAGAACCUGCGUUGCCCAUCCACCCGCAACCCAACGGACAUCGUGUUGAGCUUCCCGAGUCAGAACUCGACCCUCCGUUAUCCUCGGAUGAUGAGGAUUUCUGGAUAUCUCACGCCGGUGAGGACAUCGCCGCCCCGUCUACGUUUAGAACCUGGGAGAAUUUCAACCGAGCCGACCAAGAUGAUAUCGUCCCGUCCUUCGUUUCCGAAGCGGGGCCUUCCGCAUUAGAUGCACUCUUUGCCGCACACUCAGAAACAGGACACGGCCCGGACGUGAUUGACACCGCAAUCUACUGCGCGUGUCUGCGGAAUCUCGCUCUAGGGAGAAGCUCCGCGCUCUUUUCAUGGAGCCCGGAGAAGGAAUCGUUUAUCAAGACGGUGCCUCAUCUCAGGAUCUCUGGUCUUUCGCUGGACUCGGUCCGCGCUGUAGACAAGCUUUGUCUUGAUUGUGGGAAUUCACUCAGAUACCUUCAAGAUUUCUCCGAGGAGGAAUAUUCUGCAGCUGCUACACCUGUUAGAGUUGCCCUCGCUGGGGUUGUUGACCGGCUGGUUAGAGCGGUCCGGUCUGAGCUCAGCGAUCACAGCUACAGGAUCAGAUCCGUUCUCCAACUGCAAUCCUCGAUUCGCCCAGCUCAGUCAGUCUUGUCCUACUUUGAUCGGCUUAUUAGGGAGCUCGCUCGGCAAAAGUCCGAUGAGGGCCUUCUCUCAUGCCUUUAUGAAGAGGCACAAACCUCGGAAUACCGAGAUGGGCUUUUGAAAGAUGCCACGCGGGAGGUGCUUCGGGUUUUAUCAGACCCAUGGACUGCCUUCGUCGAGGAAUGGAUAGGUCUGAGAGCGGAGGGGGGGAUACCUGUAACCAAGACUGGUCCUGGAAAAGCUUUCGUCAUGGUCGCGGAUAGGAUGUGGAUUGACGACCAGGGUUUUGAGCUAGAGGACGCCGAUUACUUUCUUGACGGAGAGAAGGUCCCAACGUUUAUUCCAAAAGACAUGGCUCGGGUUAUGUUCGAAACUGGGCGCGACCUCAGGUUCCUGCGCGAGCAUCACCCAGACCACAUCCUCUCCCAACCGGACAUUUCAUCGCUUGCGAUACCGCCAAGGCUGGGGUGGGAGUUCGACUGGGAAUCGGUCUCCAAGCUCGAGGCCAGAGUCAACGAGUACCGGGACGAACUAGUACUAGCUAUUCAGCAAGGCUGUUCAGCCGUUCCCAGGCCGGUAUUCUCCGGUUGUAGAAAAAGGAAAUACGACGAGGCGGAACUCGAGUAUUUCGGGAAAGACGAAAAUCAGGUGGAGGCCAACAUUCUCGCGUCCAUCCGCCAACUCGACCAGCCACUUCAACCGCCCAAGCCGAGAGAUGCCCUCACCCAGCUUCUCCGCAAUCGACUUUACCAAACGGACGCAAUUAGCGUCCCCAACAAUCUCACUCUUCAUUGGACGCUUGUUCCUUUGCUAUCCUUUGGCCCAGCUAUCGAGGUUCAAUCGACACUCAUCGGCCAAGAAUGCAUGAAACUUAUUUUCACCGCCCACCACAUCCGCGAUCAUAUCGAUCUCUUUAAGCAAUAUUUCCUCCUUGGGAAUGGCCUUCUCGUCAGCCGGCUCACUCACGCCCUGUUCAACCCAGAUCUCGCCACCGCCGAGCGCCGUACUGGCGUCGCCCUAGGCACCGGGACAACAAUGGGCCUCCGCCUCAUGGGACGAAAGACCUGGCCGCCCGCCAGCUCCGAGCUCCGCCUGGCUUUGAUGGGCGUCCUGUCUGACUGUUACGAGGUUCCUGCCGCGUCCCAGCAGCAUACAUCAUAUACCACCGACCAACAACAAGGUCGGAAUGAUCCCCAUAGCCUUCUAGGUGACCUCAGCUUCUCUGUCCGCGACCUUUCCCCAGAAGAAAUAGACCGCUGCAUGGACCCGCACAAACUCGAGGCCCUCGAUUUUCUACGGCUAUCUUACAAGUCGCCCGCCCCCCUCCGACCCAUCCUCAGCCCUGCUGUACUGCUUAAAUACGACCACAUCUUCAAGCUCUUAAUGCGAGUGCUCCGUAUGCUCUACGUGGCUAACCAGCUCCUUUCACCCUGCUCCUCUCGCGCAAACCGCAAAGGCGCCCCGCUAUUAACACCAGUGGCAACUCGCUUCCAGAUUGAGGCCCGCCAUUUCAUACACCAGAUAGCGGGAUAUUUCUUCGACGUCGGGAUCCGUACCCCCUGGGCAAAUUGGGAGGCAUGGCUGGACAGGGUAGAGGAAGAAUCCCUCCACCCACCCGAACACGGACACGGUAACAACACCAACACCAACACCAACAUUAAAAAUAGAGACAGACAAGAAAAGACUAGGUUUGGGGGCACACGCGCGAGAGCAACACCAGAGGUCCUCCGCGACCGCCAUGAACGUCUACUCGACGAGAUCAUGGGCGCCCUACUGCUGCGCAAGCGCCAGGCGCCCGUGAUGGCAUUGCUGGAAGAAACAUUUGCCAUAGUGCUCCAGUUCGCAGCUGCCGAGACCGAGGGCCCGCUGGGGAAACCGCGGCUGGAGCAGGAGCAGGAACUGUAUCGUCAAUUUCGCAAAAAAGUGAGUGGAUUUGUCACAGUCUGCCGUGCGCUGCGGGAGAAGAUGGCGGUUUCUGCUAGUGGUGGUCGAGAAGAGGGGGUGGGGUCGGUGGAACAGUUGUUGGUGAGGUUGGAUCUUGAGGGAUUCUAUGCCAGGGGGGAUGACGAGGACGGUGGGUGGUGA
This is a messenger RNA of Dichotomopilus funicola, 2973 nucleotides long. Its product is annotated as Spc98 family-domain-containing protein. The record is from RefSeq and is a predicted model, not a curated record. The coding region runs from base 1 to 2973 and encodes 990 amino acids. Gene Ontology annotation, molecular function: gamma-tubulin binding; microtubule minus-end binding. Gene Ontology annotation, cellular component: centrosome; equatorial microtubule organizing center; gamma-tubulin complex. The transcript has a single exon. Lineage: Eukaryota; Fungi; Ascomycota; Sordariomycetes; Sordariales; Chaetomiaceae. Gene Ontology annotation, biological process: spindle assembly; meiotic cell cycle; cytoplasmic microtubule organization.